GAUGCAGCUCAAUCCUCGUCCGUGGUGAAACUGUCGAUCUCUCUCUCUAUCUGCCUCUGCAUCCUUCUUCAGUGUGUUUGAGAGCGAAGGAGUCUCGAUAAGUCGGCAUUGAUCAACAGGCAUCCUGCCCUCUCUCCCCAAGAAAGCUCUCCAACUCGAAGCGCGCAAGCUACGUCAUAGCACCCAAAAAGACCAUGGUCAAAUGGGGGACGCUUCUCUUCGGAGCUCGUGAAAGGGAUUCACCACAUCACCACGGUGAGACACGGAGAUUGCUUCCCACUCACAGCAGCGACCUCCCGCCAUCUGCCCUGCCGCCGAAAGAAGUCACCAAAGUCGCCCUCCGGUUGAAGUAUCAGAUCGAGGAAGUCAUUCCUAUCGAGCUCCCUGAAGAGAAAAUCGUCGCUGCCAACAGCCCUGUCAUCACUCAGAAGGUGGUGCAGACUGCCAAAGAGGCCGGCGGGAGUGACAAUGCGGCAUGCGUGGUGUAUUGCUUGCUUGUGUGCAAGAGAUGGUUCACCAGACAAGCCAACCUGGAGCUCUGGGAUGCAGACUUACACCAUGUCCGUGCAGUGGCCUGCGAGAUGAUCGCCAAACGCAUCAUCGAGGCUGAGGAUGACCAGGAGUACUUGAUGCAAGAGAUUCUUCUCAAGCGCUACUCGGUCAUCCGCAAAGAAGAGGAGACAGCCCCAGCAAAUGUCAUUGAGAGAGCGGUCGACCUGCACUGCCUGAUCGUCAUUGGCUCGUCUGGCUACCAGAAAUGCAUCAAGUACCUUUGGAGAGGCUGGAUUCACCAGGAUGACAAAGACCCCGGCAGGUUUGUUUUCUACAAAGACCGCGACAACACAAAUUACUGGGUCCAUCUCAACCCCGACCGCAUGCGCACUCCCUUGUAUCAGAACGCCCUCCAAAUCACGAUAUCUGUUCUCUAUCUAGCUCUGUACACCGGAGCGGUCAAUACUGUGAACGAAGACGGUGACCUCGAUGUCGUCGAGGGCAUUCUCUAUGUGAUGACUCUAGGCUUCAUCUGUGACGAAAUCGGUAAAUUUUGGAAAGUCGGCAUUUGGUACUUUGGCUUCUGGAACGCCUUCAACAACUGCCUCUACGCCCUGCUUACGGCUUCCUUCAUUAUCCGCAUGACCGCUCUCGGCCACUCCCCCGACGAGAAUGACGACAAGCGCCGCCAACUCAACAGACUGGGUUAUCACAUAUUCUGUGUUGCCGCUCCAAUGUUCUGGGGCCGUCUCCUCCUGUAUCUGGACACAUUCCGCUUCUUUGGCGCAAUGCUGGUUGUGUUGAAAGUCAUGAUGCGCGAAUCCCUCAUCUUCUUUGCCCUUCUCUUGGUUGUCUGCGUGGGGUUUCUGCAAGCUUUCAUCGGCCUUAACCAAGUCGAGGGAAAUAGCAGUAUCACCAGCUUCAUCAUCACCGCCAUGGCCAAUUCCGUCAUGCAGUCACCCGACUUCGAAGGCUUUGAUAACUAUGCUCACCCCUUUGGCCUGAUACUAUAUUACAUAUUCACGUUCGUCGUGAUGGUGAUCCUGCUCAACAUCCUGAUCGCAUUAUACAACAGUGCAUACGAAGAUAUCACGGAGAACGCGAUCGAUGAGUACAUGGCUAUGUUUGCGCAAAAGACAUUACAGUUCGUGCGUGCCCCCGACGAAAACGUCUUCAUCGCGCCUUUCAAUUUGAUUGAGUUGAUCUUCUUGAUCAUCCCAUUCGAAUGGUGGAUGGACCCUUAUCGCUAUGAACGAUUGAAUAACUAUGUCAUGGGCGUCAUCUACUCGCCUCUCUUGCUGAUCACAGCUGGUUUGGAGUCUAUGGAUGCGCGCACGGUACGAAGUAACAGGAGUCGGGGAGAAGAAGAUGAUGACACAAUCGAGGAAUGGGAGGAAAUGGCCGGCGAAUUGAAUUUCGAGUCCGAGGGGUGGGACAAAAAGGUCCAGUCCUCACGGCCUGUGGUCGAGGUCGACGCCGAUGUCGUCGAGAUAAGACAGCUGAAGGAGCAGGUUGAUGAACUGCAGCGACUGGUGAGGGCCUUGAGUCCCGAAGCUGAUGGGUCAUGAAAUCAGUACGGGCAGCCUCGCAAAGGGAAUCGGUUGGGAAUUUGACAUCUUUCGAGGGGUAUCUGGUUGGCCCAAUGUUGUCUGCAAAGUAUUGUUGUCUUUUGAAGGAUUAAUGUCUAUUGCCUCUGGCCUAGCAAGUGGUUCUACGUUGUGUCCUUGACGGCUCAUACGAAAGGGUGAGAUGCCGUAGCUGUACCAGCUGAAUCGCAAGAUUCUGUGAACACAAUGCCUUCUGGUCACGGUAUAAAAGAGGAGAAGUGCCCUCUCAAAGGACAUGACAGAAUAUGAACGUUGAGGACCCCCA
Messenger RNA from Cladophialophora immunda, 2364 nucleotides. RefSeq lists its product as uncharacterized. Bases 195 to 2060 code for a protein of 621 amino acids. Gene Ontology annotation, cellular component: membrane. NCBI's taxonomy places the organism in Eukaryota, Fungi, Ascomycota, Eurotiomycetes, Chaetothyriales, Herpotrichiellaceae. The transcript is spliced from 2 exons. Gene Ontology annotation, biological process: monoatomic ion transport; transmembrane transport. The record is from RefSeq and is a predicted model, not a curated record. Gene Ontology annotation, molecular function: monoatomic ion channel activity.